AUGUCAAACGACGACACGGGCGUGCAAAAUUUAGAUGAUUAGGAUUCGAAGCGCUUUGGAUAUGACUACUAAUAUGCUAAUGUCUCAAAGGACAAUAGGUCUUGCCAAUUUUUUUACUAUAAUUAAAACAAGUUAAAGUAUUAAAGUGAACCUAGAAAAAUUACCACUGGUAGACCCGAUGAGUGUCUACCUAACAAUAAUAUAAAGACUAACAAAUACACUUGCUUAAAUUUCUUUCCUAAAAACCUCUAUUUAUAGUUUAGCAAAUUAGCAAAUAUUUAUUUCUUGUUUAUUGGUAUUAUGUAGUCUAUUCCUUAAAUUUCUAUUUCGAAUGCUAUACCUGUCAUUUUUCUUCCCUUAGCUGUCAUAGUUGCAAUCACUGGAGGAAAAGAUUUAUAUGAGGAUUAUAAAAGAAUGAAAAGUGACAGAACAGAGAACGACUAAAAAAUUUAAAUUUUUGAUAAUAAAUCAAACAGUUUUAAAGAAUUUACUUGGAAAGAAAUACGACCUGGGCAUAUUGUCAAAGUAAUGAGGGACCAUUAUUUUCCUGCUGACGUAGUUUUAUUAAUGACUUCAGAUCCAUAAGGGAUUUGCUAUAUCGAGACAAAAAACCUAGAUGGUGAAACAAAUUUAGAAAGUAAACAAGCAGAUCCUCGUAUAAGAGAUAAAUGUAUUAAAGAUGAAUCUAAAUUAGGCUAAGAAUGUGUGAUUAUACAUUAUGAAAGUCCUAACAAAAGAAUCUAUCGUUUUGAUGGAAGUUUUGACACUAAAAUGGGUGAAAAUUAUCAAUUGAGUUACACAAAUGUAGUUCUUCGUGGAUGUUGCCUUAAAAACACUGAAUAUGCUAUUGGAAUGGCUGUUUACACAGGACAUUAAUCUAAGAUUAUGUAUAAUCUAUAUUAAGGAAGUGCUAAGAAAAGUACUCUAGAGCAACUUAUAGGAAAGCUAAUCAUUUAAAUUUUUUUGUUAUAGUUAGUUGUUUGUAUUAUCUGCGCAUCUAUUUAUAUUGGAUUUUAUUCUUUGGUGGGCUACGAGCUAAGUUACUUAGUUAUUAAGGCUUCAUCUGAUGUCUACGAAGAAGCUAAUGCAAUCAACUUUUUUGUAAGACUUGGUAACUGGAUACUCAUUUUCACGAAUUUUGUCCCAAUCAGUCUUAUAGUGACAUUAGAAACUGUUAAAUUUAUUCAAGGAAUGUUUAUGACAGCAGAUGAAAAAAUGGGAAACCCUACUGUAUAAGCUUCUAAUUUAAAUGAAUAAUUAGGAUAAAUAAAUUACAUUUUUUCUGAUAAAACUGGUACUUUAACUAAGAAUGUUAUGUAAUUUAAGCAAAUAGCUAUUGGGGACACUCUUUAUGGAGGAAACGAAUAAAAAUCUGAACAGCCUCUUACUGAUGAAGAAAUUAUGUUCAAUUAUCCUAAAGUAGAGAACGUUGAUUUUAGAGAUAGAUCAUUUUUAGAUAAAGUUAAGGAUGAGGAAGAUCCUGAGCAUGUGAAAAUUCGUCGAGUAUUGUUUAUGCUAGCCUCUUGCCAUACUGUAACUUCGACAAUAGAUCAUUAGUAAAACACUAUCUAUACAGCAUCUUCCCCUGAUGAAUAUGCAAUUAUUAACUUCACUAAAUUUGCUGGUGUUGAAUUUUUAAAAGUAGAGAAAGUAGAUGGAAAUACAAAUAUAUUGAUUAGGUUUAAGCAAAAAAUAUUUUCUUUGCAAUUACUGCAUGUAUUUGAAUUUGAUUCGAAUAGAAAGCGCUAGUCUGUUAUUGUCAAAGACUAAGAUGAUAAAUAUUUCUUAUUUUGUAAAGGAGCAGAUUAAGUGAUUACUAUGAAUCUCAGUGAAAAUACAGACCCGAUUAUGCUCAGAAAUUUGAAUGAAAAAUUAAAAUACUUUGGUAGUCAAGGAUUGCGUACCCUCAUGCUUGCUGAAAGACAAAUCGAUAAGCAAGCAUAUGAAAUAUGGAGUGAAAAGUAUUUAAAGGCACGUUCAUAAGCAGAAAACAAAGACUUAGAAAUCGAAAAGCUUUAGGAUGAAAUGGAAACUGAUUUAGAAAUUUUAGGAGCUACUGCUAUAGAAGAUAAAUUGCAAGAUGAUGUUUCAGAUACUAUUAAAGCAUUGAAAGAUUCUGGAAUAAAAAUUUGGGUAUUAACUGGUGAUAAAAUAGAAACAGCAAUAAACAUUGCCUAUUCUUGCAAAUUACUUGAUGAUACUUUAGAAAAAGCAAUUAUUGAUGUCGAGGAAGAAAAUGAAGUUAACAAAUUCCUCUAGGAUACUCUUUAAAACCUAUUAGAUGCUGAAGCAACAUAUAUUUAAUAAUAAAAAUAAAAUAAAAAAGCAAUAGAUGAAGAUGCUUUGAAAAACCAUGCACUUAUUAUAUCAGGUUUUGCUCUAAAUCAUAUUUCGAAGACAGAAAUAAAAACACUUAUUAUGCAAAUUGUUAAAUAUUGCAAGUGUAUUAUCUGCUGCAGAGUAUCCCCAAAAUAAAAAUAAGAAGUUGUUACUACAGUUCGUGAAAUGGAAAAGAAUGCAACAACACUCGCUAUUGGUGAUGGAGCUAAUGAUGUAAAUAUGAUUACAGCAGCUCAUGUAGGAAUUGGUAUAAAAGGUGUAGAAGGUUAGUAAGCUGCAAGAGCUAGUGAUUAUUCUAUUAAUUAAUUUAAGGAAUUAAGAAGGUUGCUAUUCUAUCAUGGUAGAGAAUGUUAUCGUAGAAAUUCAAAUUUAGUACUAUAUAACUUUUACAAGAAUGUCUUGCUUGUGCUUCCUCAAUUUUGGUAUGGUUGGACUAAUUGGUUUAGUGGCUAAACACUAUAUAACUCCUUCAUCUAUUAACUUUUUAACAUCUUCUUUGCAUCACUUCCUAUUAUGGUUUAUGCAAUAUGGGAUGAAGAAUAUUCCGAUGUAGUGCUCGUGAAAAAUGAGAAAAAGAAUUACUACGAAUAAGGAAUAAAAAAUAAGCUUUUCAACCAAAGAGAAUUCUGGAAAUGGAAUCUGAUAGCUUCAGUACAAGCUGGAUUGAUUGUCAUAUGUUCACUUUUCCCAUUAGAGCUGAAUUUUGUUACAUAAAAUGGAUAGACUUAGUGGUUUUGGGCUACUGGUACUAUGGUUUUUGGUUUAGUUGUAGUUAUUUCAAACUUAAAAAUCCUAAUUAUGUCAACAGAUCACUCUUUGGGUUCUUUAAUGAUCUUAGCUUUAUCUAUGCUUCUUUAUUUGAUUACUUGGGUAAUCGUGAGCAAUUUGAAUUCCACAGAAAUUUAUAGAACUCUUGGAUAAAUGUUCUAAACUCCUAAUUUCCACCUUGGUAAUAUACUAUGCAUAAUUGUUACAUCAUUCUUUGAUUGGGCUUUUUGUUUGUACAAAAAAUGGACUUAUGAGUUUGAUGAAAAGUAGCAAGUAACUAAGAUUGAUAAGACACCAAAAUAAGUUAAAACAAAUAGUACCUUCCCAAUUAAAAUGCGUACUUUUAAUACAGAUGUACCUAAAAAAUAAAAUGGUUUUGUCAAAGAUCAAACUAAAGCAAAUUAUGCAACAUAAGAAAUGAAAAGAACUUAUUAUCAAGAUGUCAAUACUGGUUAUGCUUUUAAUUAGAUAGAUAGACACUAAUAUGUCUAAAAAUAGAAAGAGUAGCAAAUGUUUUGA
This is a messenger RNA of Tetrahymena thermophila SB210, 3627 nucleotides long. RefSeq names its product phospholipid-translocating P-type ATPase, flippase family protein. Lineage: Eukaryota; Ciliophora; Oligohymenophorea; Hymenostomatida; Tetrahymenidae. Gene Ontology annotation, molecular function: ATPase-coupled intramembrane lipid carrier activity; magnesium ion binding; ATP hydrolysis activity. The transcript is spliced from 14 exons. Gene Ontology annotation, biological process: phospholipid translocation. The record is from RefSeq and is a predicted model, not a curated record. Gene Ontology annotation, cellular component: plasma membrane.